Molecule: messenger RNA, 2958 nt
Organism: Periophthalmus magnuspinnatus
Lineage: Eukaryota; Metazoa; Chordata; Actinopteri; Gobiiformes; Gobiidae
Product: tyrosine-protein kinase yes-like
Exons: 12
Coding region: 355-1998 (547 amino acids)
Biological process (GO): protein phosphorylation; cell differentiation; cell surface receptor protein tyrosine kinase signaling pathway
Cellular component (GO): extrinsic component of cytoplasmic side of plasma membrane
Molecular function (GO): ATP binding; signaling receptor binding; non-membrane spanning protein tyrosine kinase activity
Source: RefSeq, a predicted model, not a curated record
GGGUAGGUGCAAGUUUCGUAGUAGUAGUAGGAAGUAGCGGUUUCAAAGACAUGGGAUACUUUGAGCUCUCAUUGUACCCAUCCUUAUCAUGCCACGCGUGUAUGGUUUAAUAACAAAAAUGUCUGCCUUCUUUGUCGCCUUUUCCAUCCCUUAGGACUGCAAGACAGGGCUCCGACUGAACUUGAGCUGAAAUCUCGGCACACUUGCCCUGCUGCUGGAUGGAUCAGACAGGGAUGGAGGCGGAUCAGUCCCGCUUGGAAUAACUCGUGAUUUCUUUUCUUCUGGGGCCUGAUUUAGCAAAGACCUAAAACAAAGACCACGUAAAAGGGACGCGGAGUUAUACAGGGCUGGACUAUGGGCUGUGUAAAGAGCAAAGAGGACAAAGGCCCAGUCAAGUACCGUCCGGAGAACUCCACUGGUUCUGACCCAAUCGCAACCACCACACAGCACACGGGCCACUAUGGACCAGACCCAACCCAGCAGCAGCAGCAGAGCCAGCCCCCCUCGUCCAGCACCGCAUCUGGGAACUUCAACCACAACAUCACUCCUUUCGGAGGCUCCUCGUCGACCAUCACUCCCUUCGGCGGGGCAUCUUUCUCUGGGCCGGUGUCCAACUCAUUCUCAGGAGCUGUAUCUGGCGGCGUUACAUUCUUUGUGGCCUUGUAUGACUAUGAAGCCAGAACUUCUGAUGAUCUGUCCUUCAAAAAGGGAGACAGAUUUCAGAUCAUCAACAACACAGAAGGAGACUGGUGGGAGGCGCGCUCCAUCAACUCCGGGAAGAAAGGCUACAUCCCCAGCAAUUAUGUGGCCCCCGCUGACUCCAUCCAGGCUGAAGAGUGGUACUUUGGUAAAAUGGGCCGGAAAGACGCUGAGAGGUUGUUGCUGGUUCCAGGGAAUCACAGAGGAACAUUUUUGGUGCGGGAAAGUGAAACCACUAAAGGUGCAUUCUCUCUUUCCAUUCGAGACUGGGAUGAAGCCAAAGGAGAUAACGUGAAGCACUACAAGAUCCGUAAGCUGGACAGUGGAGGGUACUACAUCACAACGCGGGCACAGUUUGACACGUUACAGAAGCUUGUCAAACAUUACACAGAGCAUGCAGACGGCCUGUGCCACAAGCUGACCACAGUUUGCCCCACGGUUAAACCUCAAACGCAAGGACUGGCCAAGGACGCGUGGGAGAUUCCCCGGGAGUCCUUACGCUUGGAGCUCAAAUUGGGACAAGGCUGCUUUGGAGAGGUCUGGAUGGGAACGUGGAACGGUACAACAAAGGUAGCCAUAAAGACACUCAAACCAGGAACUAUGUCACCAGAAGCCUUCCUCCAAGAAGCUCAGAUCAUGAAAAAACUACGUCAUGACAAACUGGUACCUCUUUACGCAGUGGUGUCUGAGGAACCCAUCUACAUAGUCACAGAGUACAUGGCUAAAGGAAGCUUGUUGGAUUUCCUGAAAGAGGGUGAUGGGAAAUUCCUAAAACUGCCAUUGCUGGUGGACAUGGCUGCACAGAUUGCAGAUGGCAUGGCUUUUAUUGAGAGGAUGAACUACAUUCACAGGGACCUACGAGCCGCCAACAUUCUCGUGGGUGAAAAUCUGGUGUGCAAAAUUGCCGACUUUGGUCUGGCCAGGUUGAUAGAGGACAAUGAGUACACAGCCAGGCAGGGGGCUAAGUUCCCUAUUAAAUGGACAGCUCCAGAGGCAGCCCUGUAUGGCCGCUUCACUAUUAAGUCCGACGUCUGGUCUUUCGGCAUCUUACUCACCGAGCUCGUCACCAAAGGCAGAGUGCCCUACCCAGGUAUGGUGAACCGGGAGGUGCUGGAGCAGGUGGAGAGGGGCUACCGCAUGCCGUGUCCCCAGGGCUGUCCCGAGUCUCUGCACGAAAUGAUGAAGCUGUGCUGGAAGAAAGAGGCAGACGAGAGGCCUACCUUUGAGUACAUCCAGUCCUUUUUGGAGGACUACUUCACAGCCACAGAGCCACAAUACCAGCCCGGGGAGAACUUGUAACCCGCUCCCUUUCAACUUGUACCUCCGUGUCAAAGAGGAAAAAUAUCGACUGUAACACUAAUACAUAUGACCGAAAAUAGCAUAGAGUCAACAACCACUACCUGAUGUAUCACCUGUGCCCAUUGUCCUCAGUAUUUCAUGUUCUAUGUUCUUUUUAUUUAUGAUACGUCACAAAUCAUAUACUUAUACUGUGUACUUGAGCAGGACAUGUGUUUUGAAUGUUACUGGCAUUUUGUGAGGAAGAUGUGCAGUAUGUGAAAUAAGCUGUGAUCAUGUCUUACUUACAAUAAUAAUUAGUAAUUUAUAUAUUAGAUCAAAAAUGUAUUAAAUUAAAAGUUAAAUUAUUGGCAAAAAUUAUAUAUCACCAAAGUUUAGUUCAGUGGUAAUUAUUUGUUGGCUAACCUCACAUGUUGUACACAGGUGCAAUUUUUCUGUUAGAAUUCCAACUUUUUCCCUGUUAUUUAAUCACUCCAUUUCAUUCAUUUUCAUCUUUCAUAUCACACAUUUUCACUCUGGCCAUAAUCAUAAUCACAUAAUCAUUAUUUUACCAGACUAACAAAUGUCCUUAUUGUUCACCACCCAGGCUGUAUAGUCUGAUCUCAGCCUGACAGCUGAAGUGCUGACAAAGGGGAGAGCUUGAUGACCCUUAUGAACUGAAAUCAUGACCAACCAUAAUGUACACAUCAAUUAAUGUGUUUCUACUGUGUUUUUACUGUGGAAUACAAGCAAGCCUAAAUGUGUCUCAUGGGACCUUAGAUGUUAGUUAUGCCAUGUUAGAUAUUUCCAUUUUCUCCUUUCUAAACUGCAGUAUUAUGGCCAUUUUUGAUGAAUGACUGAUUUUGUGGCUUUGUAUAUUACAAAGUAGCCUACCCUUUUUAUAACUGCAUUACAUAUUAUACUCCAAUUGAAUGGGAACAUGUGGGGGAUAAAUCGUUUUUAGAAUAAAACUUCAUUUUACAC